This is a messenger RNA of Suillus discolor, 805 nucleotides long. RefSeq lists its product as uncharacterized. The coding region runs from base 71 to 805 and encodes 244 amino acids. NCBI's taxonomy places the organism in Eukaryota, Fungi, Basidiomycota, Agaricomycetes, Boletales, Suillaceae. The transcript is spliced from 7 exons. The record is from RefSeq and is a predicted model, not a curated record.
CAUAUUUUUGUUCUUCGAUAAGACGGAAGUUCGUGAUGCGGCGUAAUCAUGCGAUGAUUAUAAGUACAUCAUGCCUAGCUUCCUGUCGACAGCCUAUCGUACAGUGGUAUUCACCAUUGAACGAAAUCGCAAGAAAAUACUAUUCUACGUCGUACAGUUCUUACGCUUGGUGUUGUUUGGCUCCCUACUUGCGGCGGACCCACCUGCUGAUGAAGCGCUGGAUAUACUGGCCUUCUUUGUUUUUAGCUGCAGCAUGCCAUUCGCUUGGGUCGCAAAAAUGACUCAAUUCAAUUGGGGCAUGAUGCUGAACGUUACUAUUGCACGAUAUAAUGCUGGACAAGAAGGACGACGAGAGGGCUGGGGUCAAGCUCGUCUGGGCGAAGGCAUUUGUCCUGCAUUGAGUGUAUUUGAUGCGACGUUCUUUGCGUGCAUUCUGUGUCAUCGCACCGUUCCUCCCAGUGUCUCCGGCAUAUUUGGACCUUUGAUCAUAAUGAUCCACAAGACAGCUGGAAGGCAUACAUGGCAAGUCGUCAUGGCGCAGCGAUGGUCUGCGCUCUUCUGCGCUGGAUUGGACAUAGACUACUACAUCAAACUCGCUUCCCUCGCCGGGUGGACAUACAUCCAGCAAGUGCGAUUCCUUGCGCGUGCCAUGUUCGACGUUUAUCUAUUCUAUCCGACAUCGAACGGCAACUGCACCACGUCCAGCCCCGCAAUUGAAGAGGUCUAUCGCGUGCACUAUUCGAGCACGAUCCAUGAGGCUUCAGACCAGAGCAGCGCUUUUCUGGUACACUUCAGUCCUUCGUGA